GCUGGCGGGAGUCUUGGGUCUGGGUGGUCGUGUCUGGUUAAGAAAAGGGCAUUUUUGUUGCUGGUGCUGCAACUACCACCUGUGUGUUUCUGUCUGCCUGCACUACUGCCACUGACAGCAACCCUGGAUCGCCACUGUCUGCGCAAUGAAAAUCACCGACAAACUGGCCCAGGCCCACAAAGACGACAAGGCGGCUGCGUCGUUCUCGUUCGAGUUCUUCACGCCGAAGACGUCGCAGGGCGUGCAGAACCUCUACGACAGAAUGGACCGGAUGUACCACUUGAACCCGCUGUUCAUCGACAUCACGUGGAACGCCGGCGGAAGACUGUCGACGCUGACGUCGGAAAUGGUGCACACGACGUCGACGGUGUUGGGGCUGGAGACGUGCAUGCACUUGACGUGCACCAACAUGCCGCUGCAGCUCAUCGACGACGCGUUGCAGAAGGCGUACCUGUCCGGCUGCCAGAACAUCCUUGCGUUGCGGGGAGACCCGCCGCUCGACGGCUCCGAGUCGACCGGCGACUUCAAGUACGCCAAGGACUUGAUCCGCCACAUCAGAGCCAAGUUCGGCAACCACUUCUGCAUCGGCGUCGCCGGAUAUCCGGAGGGCCACCCGGAGGAGCCCGACCACGCCAAGACGUUGUCGUAUUUGAAGCAGAAGCAGGACGAGGGCGCCGACUUUGUCGUCACACAGCUCUUCUACGACGUGGACAACUUCAUCGACUGGUGCGCCCGGUGCCGCGGAGCCGGCAUCACGCUGCCCAUCAUCCCGGGCAUCAUGCCCAUCUCCAACUACAAUGCCUUCCUCAGAAGAGCCAAGUGGAACAACGUCGCCGUUCCGCAGUCAUUCAUCGACCGCUUGGCGCCAAUCAAGGAGGAUGACUCCCGCGUGAGGGAGGAGGGCUGUCUCUUGAUGGCCGAGUUAUGCCAGACCUUGCUCGACUCCAAGCAUGUCAACCACCUCCACUUCUACACCAUGAACUUGGAGAAGUCCACCACCAUGCUCUUGGACAGCCUCCACCUCGUCUCCAACCAAACGAAGCAGGACUACGAGUGCGAGAACUCCAAGCCGUGGAGAAAGUCCUUGAACCCGUCAAGAGAGCUUGAGAACGUCCGCCCAAUAUUCUGGAAAAACAGAAAGUUCUCCUACAUCCAGCGGACAAACAACUGGGACGAGUUCCCGAACGGCCGAUGGGGCGACUCCCGCUCCCCGGCCUUUGGCAGCUUGGACAUGUUUGAACACAACAUCAUCCGCCACUCGCCGACAAAGAUUCUCCAGUUGUGGGACAGACCAACCAACUCGCACGAAUUAGGCGAGUUGAUUGUCAGGUACUUGAACAAUGAGAUUCACUGCUUGCCCUGGUCUGACACCCAGGCCACCGAGGAGAUCGACACCAUCAAGCCGGACCUCGUCCAGCUGAACAUGAACGGCGUCAUCACCAUCAACUCUCAGCCUAAAAUCAACGGCGUCAAAUCCACCGACCACGUCUUUGGCUGGGGCCCUACAAACGGUUACGUCUACCAGAAACAGUACCUAGAAUUUCUCCUUCCAAAGACCAAGCUCGCCAAGUUGGUCUCCCAGAUUACCGCCGUCAACGAGGAAAACGGUUACGACACCUUGAACUACUUUGUCACCGACGCAGAAUCGAACAAGCUCUCCGAAACAAACGUUACCGACCUGUCCGACGUCAACGCCGUCACCUGGGGCUGCUUCCCAGGCAGAGAAAUCGCCCAACCGACUAUUGUUGAAAAAGUCUCUUUCCUUGCCUGGAAAGAUGAACUUUAUCUCAUCUUAAAAAAAUGGUCCAACGUCCUCCUGGCCUCCUCUAGUGACGAAGAAGGCGAACCAGACGAGGCCAACAGAUUGAGAGACCUUAAAAGCUCCAAUUUCAUCCAGUCCUUGAUCAAAGACUAUGUACUCGUCAAUAUCGUCGACAACGAUUACAUCCAACCUUCAGACACCAUUUUCCACAUCUUGAAAAACCUUUGAUCACUUUUUUUAUCCCUACCCUGCACGUUUGACAUCAACUGUCACUUCAUGCAUAUAUUACCUACCAUACAAAUGCCAACUUCAAACUAAUUACAUCUUGACAAUAAUAAUGAUUCGGAUCGUCCUUUGCCACAGUGCACAAUAAACAUCGGCACCUACCUUCUGUUUCAAUAGCAUUUUUAUCUUCUUUCCCCCAUUCCACUUCUAUUCUCAUCACUAUUUCAUGAUCAACACCCUUCUUGUGAUACUCAUUAGACACAUCUAUUUAUUUUUAUUCUUCAUUUUUCCCCUCCUCCCCCUCUCCACUCCAACUCCUUCUCGGCUCAAUUUUUUGCUCUAGACAAUACAAAAUUUGUCACAACAAUCAUGCCCUGUAUAACAUAGUCUUAUUUAUAUAGAAUAGUCCUUUUCUACGUCCUCAACGGAUACUUUGGUUAAUACAAUAUAGUAUACAAA
Molecule: messenger RNA, 2446 nt
Organism: Pichia membranifaciens NRRL Y-2026
Lineage: Eukaryota; Fungi; Ascomycota; Pichiomycetes; Pichiales; Pichiaceae
Exons: 1
Coding region: 146-1990 (614 amino acids)
Biological process (GO): tetrahydrofolate interconversion
Cellular component (GO): cytosol
Molecular function (GO): FAD binding; methylenetetrahydrofolate reductase [NAD(P)H] activity
Source: RefSeq, a predicted model, not a curated record